UUUUUUAACACUGAUUGCUUUUACAACCAUGAAGGCUGUAAAAGCAAUCAUUUCUCCUCUCUGGCUGCAUUCUUGUAGCCAUUGAGAAAUACUGUGAGAGCUGUGAUUGGUCACAGCUUGUCACAUGUAGCAAGCAAUGAUGUCAGGAAGUGACAUCUUGCUUACUACUAUUCAUGUGAUCACUGAUUGGCUAAUCUGUUAUCACAUGAUCGGGACCUCACACAAAGGUCCCGUACAGCGA
Messenger RNA from Staurois parvus, 241 nucleotides. The record is from the annotation of a GenBank genome assembly. Lineage: Eukaryota; Metazoa; Chordata; Amphibia; Anura; Ranidae.